Messenger RNA from Camponotus floridanus (Florida carpenter ant), 1616 nucleotides. RefSeq names its product ubiquitin-like modifier-activating enzyme 5 (gene Uba5). Gene Ontology annotation, biological process: protein ufmylation. Lineage: Eukaryota; Metazoa; Arthropoda; Insecta; Hymenoptera; Formicidae. Gene Ontology annotation, molecular function: UFM1 activating enzyme activity. The record is from RefSeq and is a predicted model, not a curated record. Bases 1 to 1185 code for a protein of 394 amino acids. The transcript is spliced from 6 exons. Gene Ontology annotation, cellular component: cytoplasm; cytosol.
AUGGAUGAAGUAGAAAGCUUGCGGCAGAGAAUUAUAGAACUCGAAAACGAGUUACAAGAAAAGAAAGAUAAAGAUGCGGUAGCAACGAGAGAAAAAAUCAAACAUAUGUCGGAAGAGGUAGUGGACUCAAAUCCGUACAGCCGAUUAAUGGCAUUAAAGCGUAUGGGUAUUGUUGACAAUUAUGAAAAGAUACGAGAAUUAACAAUAGCUAUAGUUGGAAUUGGUGGUGUUGGUAGCGUAACAGCAGAAAUGUUGACAAGAUGUGGUAUCGGAAAGUUGGUACUAUUUGAUUAUGACAAUGUAGAACUUGCAAAUAUGAACAGAUUAUUUUUUCAACCACAUCAAGCAGGUCAAAGCAAAGUAGAGGCAGCAGCAAGUACUUUGCGUUAUAUAAAUCCUGAUGUGGAAAUUGAAAUACACAAUUAUAAUAUCACAACCAUUGAUCAUUUUUCAGAUUUUAUGAAUACAAUAAGUACUUCCAGCUUGGAAAAUGGCCCAGUUGAUUUGGUAUUGAGCUGCGUUGAUAAUUUUGAAGCUCGUAUGGCAAUUAAUACAGCAUGUAAUGAACUUAAUCAGAAAUGGUUUGAGAGCGGCGUUUCCGAAAAUGCUGUUUCUGGUCAUAUUCAAUUUAUUGUGCCUGGUGAAACGGCCUGUUUUGCAUGUGCUCCACCUUUGAUUGUAGCAUCUAGCAUUGACGAAAAAACUUUGAAACGCGAAGGUGUAUGUGCUGCAUCAUUACCUACUACUAUGGGUAUAGUGGCAGGCUUUUUGGUGCAGAAUACUUUAAAAUUUUUACUAAAAUUUGGACAAGUGUCUUACUAUUUGGGUUACAAUGCUAUGGAAGACUUUUUUCCUAAAAUGACUUUAAAGCCGAAUCCAAAUUGCGAUGAUGCGCAUUGUAAACAAAGACAAAAAGAAUAUGCACAAAAACCAAAAAGUCAACAAAGAUCGAGCAAGAUUAUUGAAGAAAAAGCUAUACAUGAAGAUAAUAAAUGGGGAAUUUCUUUAGUUGAUGAACAAAGUGGGCAACCAGAUGAAGAAACGUCCGUAUCGACUUCAGGUGUACGAUAUGCAUAUACCAUUUCUACACCAACAUAUGCAACUGAUUCAGAAAGAGAACAAACUGUUCCUGAAUCUACGGGAGCAAGUUUAGAAGAAUUAAUGGCAGAAAUGAAAUCUAUUUGAAAGUAGUAGUGCAAAAUAUAAAUGCACACACACAUAUUCCAUAUUUGAAAAAUUUUUUUAAUUUUAUAUUUAAUAUCAAUCAAAUAUGAAUUGUUAUAAAUAUACUUUAUACUUUGUUAUAAUUCUCUUUGUUGUAAAACAAUUGAUUUCAAUAGCAUAAUGUGAUAUUUUACGUAAAUAUUUAAUAAAAAGUGGAGGAAAAAAUAAAUCAUGAUACAUACAUACAUACAUACAUAUGUGUGUGUGUGUGUAUAUGUAUACACAACACGAUAGAAUUAUAUAUCAAAUUUCUCAAAACAUAUAGAUGGACCCUCUUCUUCAUACUCUUCUCUUGUUACCAAAAGAUUUGAGAAUAUUGUGUCUUGUGAAAGUUGUUUCCCACCGAACCAUGCAUAAGUAAUUGGACUAGAAAUAAAAGAAUAUUCAUUAGA